Molecule: messenger RNA, 540 nt
Organism: Rotaria sordida
Lineage: Eukaryota; Metazoa; Rotifera; Eurotatoria; Philodinida; Philodinidae
Source: the annotation of a GenBank genome assembly
AUGGCAACGAUUACAGAUAAUGAUAAAUUUGUUCUAAAUGCUAUCUUUAAUCCAAAUUACCCAUUAGAUUUCGACCAAGAACCAUCAACUGACUCAGAAAAUGAAAAACAGUCAUUAGAAAUCAAAAAAUUGGAAGAAGAAGGAGUACGAUUAGCUGAACAAAAUCGUUUAAUUGAAGCUGUUGAAUAUUUUAGUCGAGCUAUUGCACUGAACCCUCAAAACGCAUCGGCUUACAAUAAUCGAGCUCAAGCUUACCAAUUAUUAAGCAAGACUGAAGAAGCUAUGGUUGAUCUGAGCAAAGCAAUUGAUUUAUCUUCAAAUGUAAAAAGUAAUCAAAAAACUUUAUCUUUGGCAUUAACACAACGUGGAAUUCUCUAUCGAUUUUUGGGUGAUGAAAAAGCAUCAUUGGAUGAUUUUACACGCGCUGCAGAACUUGGUUCAGCAUUUGCCAAACAACAAAUACUUUUGUUAAAUCCUUAUGCAGCUGCUUGCAAUCAAAUGCUUUCGAAAAUGAUGAAAAAUAUGUCAUGCACAUCAUAA